This is a messenger RNA of Arabis nemorensis, 975 nucleotides long. The record is from the annotation of a GenBank genome assembly. Lineage: Eukaryota; Viridiplantae; Streptophyta; Magnoliopsida; Brassicales; Brassicaceae.
AUGGUGCUUUCUCAAAAGCUUCAUGAAGCGUUUAAAGGUACAGUGGAGAGAAUCACAGGUCCUCGUACGAUCUCGGCGUYCAAGGAGAAAGGAGUACUCAGCGUCAGCGAGUUCGUACUCGCAGGCGAUAAUCUUGUUUCCAAGUGUCCCACCUGGUCCUGGGAAUCUGGUGACCCAAGCAAAAGGAAGCCAUACUUGCCCUCGGACAAACAGUUUUUGAUUACUAGAAAUGUACCUUGUUUACGGAGAGCUGCAUCUGUGGCUGAGGAAUAUGAAGCUGCUGGAGGUGAAGUGCUGGUUGAUGAUGAAGAUAAUGAUGGUUGGUUGGCGACACACGGGAAACCGAAAGAUAAAGGCAAGGAAGAUGAAAACUUGCCAUCCAUGGAUGCCUUGGAAAUAAACGAGAAAAAUGCUAUCCAAUCAAUACCCACAUAUUUUGGAGGUGAGGAAGAGGAAGAUAUUCCGGACAUGGAAGAGUUUGAUGAGGCUGACAAUGUGGUAGAAAAUGAUCCGGCAACGCUUCAGUCAACUUAUCUUGUGGCUCAUGAACCUGAUGACGAUAACAUUCUCCGAACUCGGACAUAUGAUGUCACCAUAACGUAUGAUAAGUAUUACCAAACUCCUCGUGUUUGGCUGACAGGUUAUGAUGAGUCAAGGAUGCUGCUGCAACCCGAACUUGUAAUGGAGGAUGUUAGCCAAGACCAUGCUCGUAAAACGGUCACAAUUGAAGAUCAUCCACACUUGCCUGGGAAACAUGCUUCGGUCCAUCCAUGUCGACAUGGAGCUGUUAUGAAGAAAAUCAUUGAUGUAUUAACGUCACGCGGAGUAGAGCCUGAAGUGGACAAGUACCUCUUCCUGUUCUUGAAGUUCAUGGCAUCAGUAAUUCCAACAAUCGAGUAUGAUUACACAAUGGACUUUGAUCUCGGUAGCUCAAGCACCCAAUACGAGGUGAGAUCUCCUUCCCACUGUCUAUGA